Messenger RNA from Megalobrama amblycephala (Wuchang bream), 4942 nucleotides. It is a transcript of the gene phf14, whose product is annotated as PHD finger protein 14. Gene Ontology annotation, biological process: regulation of transcription by RNA polymerase II. NCBI's taxonomy places the organism in Eukaryota, Metazoa, Chordata, Actinopteri, Cypriniformes, Xenocyprididae. The record is from RefSeq and is a predicted model, not a curated record. Bases 143 to 2656 code for a protein of 837 amino acids. The transcript is spliced from 17 exons.
UCCAACUCCCACUUGGUGAGCUGAACGUCAGCACAAUGUGUACACGUGAUACGCAAUAUUGUGUACGUAUUACGCAGAACAUGAGCUGAAGAGGCGUUCGUUGUACCUUUGUCCAAGCUAUCCAAACGCGAAUAUCCCAUAAAUGGAUCGGGGGUCAAAGCGGCGGCAGGUGAAGCCUUUGGCUGACUCUCUGCUGGAUGCUCUGGACUAUGACAGCUCAGAUGACAGUGAUUUUGAAGUUGGAGAUGCAUCAGGUUCAGAGGGCACUGGCAACGGGAGUGAUGAGGAAGGCUCAAAUGACACUGCUGCAGGCUCUGAGAGCGACUCUGACGCUGUUGGCUCAGCUGAUGAAGAGGGUAUAGAUGAUGAAGAGACCAAAGAUUUAAAUGAAGACACUGAAGAAGAAGAAAAAGCCAAGGAACAGUCUUUCUCUGAGGAGACCAGUAGCAAAGAAACAGGGGGAACCUCCAAGAAUCGCAAGAAAGGAGAAAAAUCCUCAGAUACAGAACCAAAUGGUAGUGGUACCGCCGAGGAAGGCUCAGGAGAGCCGAAAAAAUGGAACCUACGACGAAACCGGCCCAUGCUGGACUUUACUACGAUGGAAGAGCUAAACGAAAUGGAUGAUUAUGACAGCGAGGAUGACAAUGACUGGAGGCCCACACAAGGGAAAAAGAAAGGUAAGGCAUCAUCUGGGAAGGAGAAAGAAGGGAGUGAUGAAGAGGACGAUGGUGGUAGUGAUGAAGAGGACAACGAAGAUGAUGAAAACGAGUCUAGUAGUAGUGAUAGUGAGGAAGAAGAGAAGAAACCAAAGAGAAAAGCAGGCAAGAACACUGGGGCGUUUGAUGAGGAGGAGACCAAUGACAGCCACAGCACAUCCCAUGGAAAGGGCAAUGAGGACUCUUUGUUGGAGCGGCCCCAGACCUGGAGCUCCCAGCGGAUGGAGCACAUCCUUAUCUGCUGCGUGUGUCUGGGAGACAACAGCGAAGAUGCGGAUGAGAUCAUCCAGUGUGACAACUGUGGCGUGACCGUGCAUGAAGGUUGUUACGGUGUCGAUGGUGAAAGUGACUCUAUCAUGAGCUCGGCCUCAGAGAACUCAACAGAACCGUGGUUCUGUGAUGCUUGCAAGAAUGGCGUCACACCCAGCUGUGAACUCUGUCCCAGUCAAGACGGCAUCUUCAAAGAAACUGAUGCAGGGAGGUGGGUGCACGUGGUGUGUGCCCUUUAUGUUCCUGGAGUUGCGUUUGGAGAUAUUGACAAGCUGAGGCCAGUAACACUCACAGAGAUGAACUACUCAAAGUAUGGGGCAAAGGAGUGCAGUUUGUGUGAGGACGCACGCUUUGCUCGCACAGGCGUUUGCAUCAGCUGUGAUGCCGGAAUGUGCCGCUCAUUCUUCCACGUUACAUGUGCUCAACGGGAAGGGCUGCUGUCUGAAGCUGCCGCAGAAGAGGACAUUGCAGAUCCCUUCUUUGCCUACUGCAAGCAGCAUGCAGACCGCUUUGACCGGAAAUGGAAAAGGAAGAACUACCUGGCCCUGCAGUCUUACUGCAAAGUGUCUUUGCAGGAAAGAGAGAAGCAACUCACACCCGAAGCUCAGGCUCGAAUAACCACAAGGCUCCAGCAGUACAGAGCAAAAGCAGAGCUGUCUCGAAACACUCGACCGCAGGCGUGGGUGCCCCGAGAGAAGCUUCCCCGACCGCUCACCUCUAGCGCAUCAGCCAUCCGUAAGCUGAUGCGUAAAGCCGAGCUCAUGGGUAUCAGCACAGACAUCUUCCCCGUGGACACAUCUGAUACCAGCGCAAGUGUAGACGGACGGCGUAAACAUAAGCAGCCUGCCCUCACAGCAGACUUUGUUAACUACUACCUAGAGCGGAACAUGAGGAUGAUUCAGAUCCAGGACAACAUCGUGGAGCAGAAGAACCUCAAAGACAAGCUGGAGAGUGAGCAGGAGAAGCUUCACAUGGAGUACGAUAAGCUGUGCGAGUCUCUGGAGGACCUGCAGAAUGUCAACGGCCAGCUGAGGACCGAGGGCCAAGCCAUAUGGAGCAUGAUGGGGGGGAUCCUUGGACAGAAAUUGAACUCUCCUGCAGUUCUGAAAGCUCCCAAAGAGAGAAAGCCAAGCAAGAAAGAGGGAGGAUCACCAGGGAAGUCGUCAAACCUCCCAGCUAUGCUCUACAGCUGUGGGAUCUGUAAGAAAAACCAAGACCAGCAUCUUUUACUGCUAUGUGACACCUGUAAGCUGCAUUACCAUCUGGGCUGCCUGGACCCACCUCUCACACGCAUGCCGAAGAAGACCAAAAACAGCUACUGGCAGUGCUCUGAGUGCGACCAGGCCAGCAGUGACGAGGCUGACAUUGCCAUGGAGACGCUACCGGAUGGAACCAAAAGGUCCAGGAGGCAGAUCAAGGGACCAAUCAAAUUUAUCCCCCAAGAAAUGAGCCCAGAGCCCAAGAAGCUUCAAGUGAGAGGGACUAGAACCAGAGGUCAGAAGAGGAAGAGAACGUCCAUCUGCGAGGAGGAGAAGAUCGAGGAACCGUCACCGCGGGAGCGCAGACAGAGGCAGUCGACUCUGCAGAAAAAGCCCAAAGCCGAUGACACACGGACCGAGUGCACCACCUGCAAGGGCCCGGGCGACAAUGAAAACCUAGUGAGGUUGUGAGAGCCGGGCACCACCUCCUCCCCUAGAAAAAGGACAGAUGAGAGAGAGACAGGGAGAGAGAGAGGCAAAUUAACUCGUUUGAAGAGCGGCGUUGGGGUCGGGGAGGAGUCGCAGAUGGCCACCUCCGACCGCCACCUUUGACCGUCCCUUCUGCCCAAAGUGGACAGUGCCAUGGACUUUAUCAUGGUUAAACGACGGUCUGGCGCAAAUUUUCUGAAAGAACGAAAAGACUAUCGUAUGUGGACUGACAUAAAAAUGGGGAGGGGGGGAGCUCAACCCUCAUUGGACACUAUAAACGGACUUUAUAUGGACAGAAUACUCAGUUAGCCAGUUUGGAGGCACAUACCCACCAAUAGGGCCGUUCUUUGUGGAAUACAUGAACAGUGACACUGGUUUUGGGCCUUUUACUCUGUGGAUUAAGCCAGAUUGUGGGCCGUUUCACCAACUUUGCGAGCAAUUUGCUGUCAUCUGGCCUUCUUUGGGCCUCAUGGACUUUCUUUUUCUCUCUUGCUUUCACAUUGGCUCUACAACAGCGCACACCCUGCUCUAUCCGAGCUUACCGCUGAUCACAAGACCGGAUCAGCUGUGUUGACUUGAGUCAAAUGUGCUUCUGAAAGCUAAUUGUGUUUUCUGUCGUGGUUUUUAUUGUGAAUGAUCUUAAUGCUUUUGUUUUAUUGCUCUGCUCUAUUUUUCCUGUGCUGUAUGAAUUUUAUGGUUCAAAGUGAUUAGAUGGUAGACAUAAGAAUCAGUAGAGUCGUUUUUUUUUAAAGUAUUGUAAUUUUUUUACUAGUUGUAGUAGAGUAAUAUAGCUCAAUAUGCUCAAUAUCCGUAUUUAAACGUGUAGUUUUCCUUGGUAUCAAAUCAGUGAUAGGGUGAAAGUCAUAAAAACAUAUCCAGACAUAUUUCACCACAAAAGAAGGGAAAAAUAUUUUAUGUGAAGAAAUUGAUGCUUGUUUUAGGACCAUUUUUUUAUAUUUUGAUGUUUACAUUACAAUUCAGCACCUUUUCUAACUCGAUUUUCAUUACCGUAAUGCUUCUGGGCGUUUUUAUUUCUUUUUUUUUUUUUAAUUCAUUUUUAUUAUUUAAUAUUUUUUUAUAAUUCUCAUUUGAUCAUUCAUUACUGUAAAAUGCGAUGCAAUAGUUUUUUACUUUAUUACAGUACAUUGUUUUUUGGUUGUUUUUUUUUAUGAUGUAUGAAUUCUUUAAAAUGUAAAUCUUUUUUUGCAUUACAUUGAUGACAGUUGAAAGGAACAAUGUGCCAAAUUCUUAAAAAAAAAUAAUAAUGUCACAGUGUGAAAACAAUAUAUAAAUUGGCUUCAUUGUUUUGCUUAAAUUUGCCAGUUUUCUUUUGAAUUUGGGAUAGACUUGUUAGGAUAUUCACCCAAUAAUGGAACCAUAGAAUGCUAAAUCUCUGAAGUUACAGUAAUUAGUUGUGAAUGUAGUCUGUGUUGGUAAUUUGGCUUGCAUCUGCUUGGCUGACAGUCAUCCUGUUUAUGUUUUGCAAUGGCAAAAACAAAUCCUAACAUACUGAAAACACUUCUAUCCCAAACCCUCCUCCCUCACAUUCCAGUGUAUUGCACUAUUGACAGUCCUAAAAUUUUCACUCUUGACGGUUUCCUGUGUCUUUUACCCUCAUGCCAUUGGGGACAGCCUCGUACCUCGUGCCCUCUCAAACUGCUUACUCUCACUGCACCAGGCACAACACUUCCUUCGGUGGGAUUUACACAUCUUUUCGUCUCUGGAUGACUUCAGCUGCCCUAUAACCUCUGACCCUACUGUAUCUCCAGCCAGAGCUUUAUCUCUCUCCACUACAGCUGUCUUUCCUAGCUCACAGCAUACUGUGUGUGUAAGUGUUUGUCGGGGCACAUACUGCAUCUGCUUUGCUCAGAUAAUGCUGCAAGAUGGAGCCUUUUAGAUUACAGGUCGCCCGUUAAGUCAUGUGAUGUCAGUUUAGCAAAGUAUUGAGCCUUUUUAUGUUUUUCUGGCAUAAGCCGUGCUGCAAUUUUUGUUCCAAAUGUUCUGAAAUUGAAAAGUUUUAGUACUUGAAUUUUUGUGCUUGACGUCUAUUUAUUUUAUGUAUAUAUCUGGCUGAGUAAUUUAUUCCUUAGAUAUUCUCCAUAGGUAAUGUGUCAAUGUGACUUGAACUGAGAUUACGGUAUUGCAUUCGUGAGUGUUUGCGUCCUGUGUAUAUGCAGUGUUUUUGUUGCCAUGCGCCAUUUGCGUGAGUGGUCUUAAGACGGUGGCGUUGCAUUGUGCAAGCCUUAAUAAACUUUUGACUUUUUCAUA